This is a messenger RNA of Komagataella phaffii GS115, 642 nucleotides long. Its product is annotated as GTP binding protein (mammalian Ranp homolog). Gene Ontology annotation, molecular function: GTPase activity; GTP binding. Gene Ontology annotation, cellular component: nucleus; cytoplasm. The record is from RefSeq and is a predicted model, not a curated record. The coding region runs from base 1 to 642 and encodes 213 amino acids. Gene Ontology annotation, biological process: ribosomal subunit export from nucleus; protein import into nucleus. The transcript has 2 exons. NCBI's taxonomy places the organism in Eukaryota, Fungi, Ascomycota, Pichiomycetes, Pichiales, Pichiaceae.
AUGUCUACUGAACCCACUUUUAAAUUGGUCCUUGUCGGUGAUGGUGGUACCGGUAAAACCACCUUCGUUAAGAGACACCUUACUGGAGAGUUCCGUAAGAAGUACAUUGCUACUUUGGGAGUCGAAGUUCAUCCCUUGUCAUUCCACACUAACUGUGGUCCUAUCACAUUCAACGUUUGGGACACUGCUGGACAAGAGAAGUUUGGUGGACUGAGAGAUGGUUAUUACAUUAACGGUGACUGUGGUAUCAUCAUGUUCGACGUUACAUCGAGAAUUACUUACAAGAACGUUCCAAACUGGCACCGUGACUUGGUCAGAGUGUGUGAGAACAUUCCAAUUGUGCUUUGUGGUAACAAGGUUGAUGUCAAGGAAAGAAAGGUCAAGGCUAAGACCAUCACUUUCCACAGAAAGAAGAACUUGCAAUACUUUGACAUUUCUGCCAAGUCCAACUACAACUUUGAGAAGCCAUUCUUGUGGUUAGCUAGAAAGUUGUCUGGUGAGCCCCAAUUAGAGUUCGUUGCUGCUCCCGACUUGCAAGCCCCAGAGGUUCAAAUUGAUGCCGAUUUAAUAAAGAAGUACGAGCAAGAGAACGCCGAGGCUGCCGCUAUGCCAUUGCCUGAUGAAGAUGAUGCCGACUUGUAA